CCUAUUGAUCAAAUUUCAAGCAGAGAAGGCACGAGGCACUUACGUCACGUCACUUCUAAAAAAAGGAGGAGGACACAGCAGAACCAAAACAGGCAUCCCAGCAUCACCGUCACCAGGACAACACAAGAUAGGAUGGCUGAGGGCACAGUGUCCCUGGCGGAGGUGGAGAGCUCCUUCCGGAAGUUUGCCAUGCAUGGUGACACCAAAGCCACAGGGAAGGAGAUGACUGGCAAGAACUUUGUGAAGCUCUGCAAGGACUGCAAGGUCAUCGAUAGCAAGAGCAUCACCAGCACCGACGUGGACAUUGUCUUCAGCAAAGUCAAGGCAAAGACCGCCCGUGUGAUCACCUUCGAGCAGUUCUGCCAGGCACUGGCAGAAUUGGCCCCCAAACGCUUUAAAGGAAAGGGCCAGGAAGAGGCGCUGCAGCUGCUGUAUGGCCUGAUCGCAGGCAAAGAGCCCGCCAAUGUGGGUGUCACGAAAGUGGCCAAGGCUGGAGCGGUGGACAGACUGACAGACACCAGCAAGUACACGGGCUCGCACAAGGAGCGCUUCGAUGACACGGGCAAGGGCAAGGGCAAAGUGGGCAGGGAGGACAUCCCAGACACCAGCGGCUACGUUGGGGCCUACAAGGGUCAGGGCACCUACGACGAAAAGGUCAAGGAGGACAAGUGAACAAGGAGGGCAUGAGGAGAGCCCGUUGCUGAAGGCCUUUCACCCCCAGAUGCUGCUUCUGUGCUUUUAUUUAAAGCUUCGAUAGAUGAAUAUGUUAGUGGACUGGCUUAACACUGUACACCUUGUCCAUCGGGCGCUAUCUUCCUGAGUCACAGCACUAAAGCUCCGGUCACAUUUGUGAACAAUGACUGUUAAAGUAGCAAUGACUGUAAAUCACUUUGUUACCAACAUGCCAACUAACGUGUUACUACUCAGUGCACCUGCAAAUCUGCUCCUUUUGUGCACACUUCGGAGAGGAAGCAAGCAGACCGCCAUACGCUGCUGUUUUUUACAGGGGUUGUGCAAACUAUGUAGCUAGUUAUGCUAGCGGCCACUCCUUCCCAGGGGAUUCCUUAAAACCACCUGCAUGUCCUCCAUUUUUAAGGCAUGGAAAGAGGGCUGGGUUUGUCAUUAAGCAUGCGGCCUUAGCCAGGUUUGUCUAGGAUUUCGUCUUCCAUUUUUAAAACAUGCCUCAUGCCCUGCUGAAUGAUCACAAUGAUAGGAUUGUACCAGUUUUUUUUUACAAAGCUGUGAUUGGUUAGCGUCACAAAACAUUGGAGUCACACCUUGCAAACCAUUCUGAAAGUAAUCCCAAGGUUAGCCAUUGCUUUUCUUUGAGGUUAUUUACUCAGAUAUUGUUGUAGCGAUCUUUACUCAUUCUUCACGUGUUUGCACUGGAGAGAUGUAGGUGUUUUAUGUAUAUUUGUUAUAGUUAUGCAGCAGCUAUGGUAAUUGUUCAAAAUGUGACCGGACCUCAGUCCGUCACUGAUACUGACUGGGUAGAGUUACACUAGAUACACUGACUAAUUGUCAUCCCAUUUAAUUCAUAGCUUUCAGAGAGUCAUUCUAAUGGCUCUGAUUUUAACACAGCAGUAGCACCACACACGCAGUCACUCACACACUCACACACACACACACACACACACACACAC
Molecule: messenger RNA, 1643 nt
Organism: Megalops cyprinoides (Indo-Pacific tarpon)
Lineage: Eukaryota; Metazoa; Chordata; Actinopteri; Elopiformes; Megalopidae
Gene: tppp2
Product: tubulin polymerization-promoting protein family member 2
Exons: 5
Coding region: 133-672 (179 amino acids)
Biological process (GO): microtubule bundle formation; microtubule polymerization; positive regulation of protein polymerization
Cellular component (GO): microtubule
Molecular function (GO): tubulin binding
Source: RefSeq, a predicted model, not a curated record